GGGGCGGGGGCUGGGGCGGGGGCCGUGGUGGGGGUGCGGCUGGCGGGGGAGAAGAGGAGUCACCACGAGGGCCGUCUGGAGGUGUUCUACAGUGGCCAGUGGGGCACUGUGUGUGACGACGACUUCAGCGUCCAGGCCGCUGCCGUGGUCUGCCGGCAACUGGGCUACGAGGGCGCUCUGACCUGGGCUCACAGCGCCAAAUACGGCCAAGGAGAAGGGCCUAUCUGGCUGGACAACGUCAAGUGCAGUGGAGAGGAGACAUCGAUUGAAGCGUGUGGGUCUAACGGGUGGGGCGUGAGCGACUGCAAACACUCAGAGGACGUGGGCGUUGUUUGCUCGGAGAAGAAACUGACCGGGUUUGAGCGUGUGGGAGAUUUCAAGCCCGCGGACCUGGAGGGUAGGAACCCGGUGGAUGGGGUGCGUAUCCGCGCGGUCCUGGCCUCCGCCCGCAGACGCACCCCCCUGACCGAGGGCAUCGUGGAGGUGAGGCUGCGCGGACGCUGGCGGCAGGUCUGUGAUGUCGGCUGGAACCUGAAUAACAGCCGUGUAGUGUGUGGCAUGUUGGGCUUCCCUGCAGAGCUCCCUGUCAACACCAAGGUAUACAAGAAACACUGGGACCAGAAGACUCAGGACCCCAAGACCAGGCUGUACUCCGCGAGCAGGAAGAAGAGUUUCUGGGUGCACAAGGUGCAGUGUCAGGGAAAUGAGCCACAUCUCUCACACUGUAAACUCCAGCUCUCCGCGGGGAAAAAGACCCAUCCUUGCCAACACAGCAUGCACGCCAUCGUCAGCUGUGUGCCCGGCCCCGAGUUCACCCAGCCCAGCAACACCCGCUUCAAGAAAGCUUACCGUGCUGAGCAAGCUCUGGUGCGGUUGAAGAGUGGGGCGCAGGUGGGAGAGGGACGUGUGGAGGUGCUGAAAAACGGCAAGUGGGGCACGGUGUGUGACGACCAGUGGAACCUGGUGUCGGCCAGUGUGGUGUGCCGGGAGCUAGGGUACGGCACAGCCAGAGAGGCUCUAACCGGAGCUCGGCUCGGGCAAGGUGUGGGUCCCAUCCACAUGAACGAGGUGAGCUGCAGUGGGUUUGAGAGGUCGGUCACGGACUGCAGCUUCCAGGAGAGCGGCCCGGCCUGCCGUCACCGCGAGGACGCUGCCGUGCGCUGCAACACCCCCCACAUGGGCUUCCAGAGCAAGGUGCGGCUGUCUGGGGGCAGGAACCCGUUUGAGGGUCAGGUGGAGGUGUUGGUGGAGGUGAACGGCACCGGCCGCUGGGGGAAGGUGUGCGGUGAGGGCUGGGGUCUGACCGAGGCCAUGGUCGUCUGCCGCCAACUGGGGCUGGGCUUCGCCAACCACGCCGUCCAGGAGACGUGGUACUGGGAGGCUGACGGGAGUGCACAGGAGGUGCUGCUCAGUGCGGUUCAGUGCUCGGGGACGGAGCUCUCCAUCAGCCGCUGCCCACAGCACAGCGACAGCACCGACUGCCCCCGAGGAGCGGCCGGAGUGGUGUGUACCGAAGGUAAGCCCCGCCCCCUCAUAGCCCCGCCCCCUCAUAGCCACACCCCUCAUAGCCCCGCCCCCUCAUAG
Molecule: messenger RNA, 1584 nt
Organism: Callorhinchus milii (elephant shark)
Lineage: Eukaryota; Metazoa; Chordata; Chondrichthyes; Chimaeriformes; Callorhinchidae
Gene: loxl4
Product: lysyl oxidase-like 4
Exons: 9
Biological process (GO): peptidyl-lysine oxidation
Cellular component (GO): membrane
Molecular function (GO): protein-lysine 6-oxidase activity
Source: RefSeq, a predicted model, not a curated record